Molecule: messenger RNA, 2021 nt
Organism: Mauremys reevesii (Reeves's turtle)
Lineage: Eukaryota; Metazoa; Chordata; Testudines; Geoemydidae
Gene: GINM1
Product: glycoprotein integral membrane 1
Exons: 14
Coding region: 302-1768 (488 amino acids)
Source: RefSeq, a predicted model, not a curated record
CGCCCCCUCCAGCCGCUCUCAUGCGACAGCGGCAGCCCCCGUCCGGCCCGGCCCGGCCCCGCUCUCUGCCCCCGGCUCCAGCCCGCCCCUCGCCCCGCCCGUGCGGCUCCCCUCCCCCUCCCGCGGGGGUGUCUCACUUGUGCCAUUUAAUUCCCGGGACCCAAAAUGGAGGCUGCGCUGGGGCCUGGUGGGCUCCUGCUGCUCUUCCUCGUCCUGGCGCUGCUCGGCCCCGCGGCUCCGCAGUUCCUCAGCCAGAUCACAGACGCAGGUCCGGGCAGCAGAAUUCGGCUUGCAUGCGGCCAUGGAGAACAUCAGAGUUAAUGUUACUAUGUUGAAAACCAGUGAGGAAUCUCAAGAAGCACAGGUUGUCUUUAAUAUCACCUACAAUAGUGGACAGAUAUAUGUAAAUGACUUUCCUAUGAAGAGAGGUGUUACCCGGAUUAAGUGUCAAACUUUAAUAUUGGAAACUAGAAACUCUGAUAACCUAUUGGAUCAAAGGCAUUGGGGAAUUGUCAGUGUUCGCAUCAUGUUUCGUGAGUGGCCCUUGGCAUCCAGAUCAAAUUUGCUGUUGAUUGUCAUUCAGGAAGAGGUGACAGAAAUCGAUGGGAGAGAGGUUCAGCAAGAGGAGGUUACUGAAAUAAACAUAUUAAUUAAGGGCCUGAGAGUACUUAGACAUUCAAACCAUACUGUUCCUCUGAAGGAAAGCAUGCUGUAUUCCAUCCCCAGGGAAAAUGACAUGUUGUUUACACUUCCCAAUCUCUCAGGAAAAGUAGAUGUUCAAGGCCCACUGCAACCAACCAGUCACUACCUCCUCAGGCAAGUAGAAACUACAGUAGAUGAAGAGACAUUACCUGGCAAGUUACCAGAGACUCCUCUCAGGACAGAGCCUCCAUCAUCUUAUAAGGAGAACAUCAGAGUUAAUGUUACUAUGUUGAAAACCAGUGAGGAAUCUCAAGAAGCACAGGUUGUCUUUAAUAUCACCUACAAUAGUGGACAGAUAUAUGUAAAUGACUUUCCUAUGAAGAGAGGUGUUACCCGGAUUAAGUGUCAAACUUUAAUAUUGGAAACUAGAAACUCUGAUAACCUAUUGGAUCAAAGGCAUUGGGGAAUUGUCAGUGUUCGCAUCAUGUUUCGUGAGUGGCCCUUGGCAUCCAGAUCAAAUUUGCUGUUGAUUGUCAUUCAGGAAGAGGUGACAGAAAUCGAUGGGAGAGAGGUUCAGCAAGAGGAGGUUACUGAAAUAAACAUAUUAAUUAAGGGCCUGAGAGUACUUAGACAUUCAAACCAUACUGUUCCUCUGAAGGAAAGCAUGCUGUAUUCCAUCCCCAGGGAAAAUGACAUGUUGUUUACACUUCCCAAUCUCUCAGGAAAAGUAGAUGUUCAAGGCCCACUGCAACCAACCAGUCACUACCUCCUCAGGCAAGUAGAAACUACAGUAGAUGAAGAGACAUUACCUGGCAAGUUACCAGAGACUCCUCUCAGGACAGAGCCUCCAUCAUCUUAUAAGGUGAUGUGCCAGUGGGUGGAAUACUUGAGAAAAGAGCUGUGCGGGUUCUGGCUUAAAUCUUUUCCUGUGUUCUUUAAGCUGAUGGAAGUCAUUGGGACUGGAGUUGUAGGAGCAGCUCUAGUUUUAGGAAUCUUAAAAGUGCUUUUCCCUUCCUGCGAACACAAAGGAGUCCUGCACCUGGAGGAUAUCAACACUACACCUGGGCUUGUGAUAAACAUCUCUUCAGAUAUUCCAGAGAAGACAGACAAUUUAGUGGAGAAAUGAUGUACUCAAUACUAUGUUCACAUCUGAAUCUUUGUACAAAUCUUCAGUGGACCUGAAAUUUGGCACUUGAACUUUAAUACCUUAUUUGAUUCCUAUUCUGAAAAUAGUAUAUCAACUGAUUUAUGUUUAAAGGGAUACUUCAAGGUGGAGGCCUAAAAUGAUCUCCCCUCUUUCCACAGCCUCUUGCUCCCAAGGAACAACAGCUUCCCAUUAUGAGGGUUGUGACAGGUUUUAACUUCUUUAAAAUACUCUU